Molecule: messenger RNA, 483 nt
Organism: Ailuropoda melanoleuca (giant panda)
Lineage: Eukaryota; Metazoa; Chordata; Mammalia; Carnivora; Ursidae
Product: phosphatidylethanolamine-binding protein 1-like
Exons: 1
Biological process (GO): negative regulation of MAPK cascade
Source: RefSeq, a predicted model, not a curated record
AUGCCGGUGGAUCUGAGCGGCUGGGAGGACUCCCUGAGCCUCACGGAGGUGGAGGAGAAGCCGGCGCACCCCUUGCGGGUCCGCUACGGCACGCUGGAAAUCGAGGAGCUCGGGCAGGUGCUCACUCCGACGCAGGUCAAGAACCGGCCAACUCUGGUUGAGUGGGAAGGCUGCAACCCUGAUAAAUUCUAUACCUUAGUUCUGACGGAUCCGGAUGCCCCCAGCAGGAAAACCCCCAAAUUCAGGGAGUGGCAUCAUUUCUUGGUGAGCAACAUGAGAGGCAGCGACAUCGGCAGUGGGACCGUUUUGUCGGACUAUGUCGGAUCUGGUCCUCCGAAAGGAACAGGGCUCCAUCGCUAUGUCUGGCUGGUGUACGAGCAGCCGCAGCAGCUGAAUUGCAACGAGCCCAUCCUGACCAACCGCUCGGGGGACAAGCGUGGCAACUUCAAAGUGUUGGCCUUCCGCAAGAAGUAUAAGCUGGGG